AGAGGCAAAUUGAGGAUUCUGAAAAUAAGUGCUUUUCAAAGGACUUUCGAUGCUUUGACUUUCUUUUAGUCUCAGCUUGGAGAGGACCAUCUUCUAAAGCAUCUUCAUGUAUGGACUUCUCACUUGGCCAUGGAAAGACAGCAAUAAGACUGUUUAAAGAAUAGACAUCUGGAAAUAAUCAGAAGAACAACAUGGAAAAAUCUGAGAAAAGGGUUGCAACCCAUAGGGUCAGAUGCUUUUCCAAGAUCAAGAUGUUUCUGUUGGCAUUAACAUGUGCAUAUGUAUCCAAAUCGCUAUCCGGAACUUAUAUGAAUUCCAUGCUCACACAAAUAGAGAGACAGUUUGGUAUUCCCACAUCUAUAGUUGGGCUUAUCAAUGGAAGCUUUGAGAUAGGAAACCUUUUGUUGAUUAUAUUCGUGAGUUAUUUUGGAACAAAACUGCACAGACCUAUCAUGAUUGGUGUAGGAUGUGUGGUUAUGGGCCUGGGGUGUUUCUUAAUAUCGAUACCUCAUUUCCUCAUGGGCAGAUAUGAAUAUGAAACAACGAUUUCACCUACAAGCAACUUGUCCUCAAACAGCUUCUUGUGUAUGGAAAACAGAUCCCAGACCUUAAAGCCAACGCAAGACCCAGCAGAGUGUGUGAAGGAAAUGAAAUCAUUAAUGUGGAUAUAUGUACUGGUAGGAAAUAUUAUACGUGGAAUGGGUGAAACUCCCAUCAUGCCAUUGGGUAUUUCCUACAUAGAAGACUUUGCCAAAUCUGAAAACUCUCCUUUGUAUAUUGGGAUUUUAGAAACAGGAAUGACCAUUGGCCCUUUGAUUGGACUUCUGUUGGGAUCUUCCUGUGCAAACAUUUAUGUAGACACUGGGUCAGUGAAUACAGAUGACCUGACCAUAACUCCCACAGAUACACGAUGGGUCGGUGCUUGGUGGAUCGGCUUUUUGGUUUGUGCAGGAGUGAAUAUCCUGACCAGCAUCCCUUUUUUCUUCUUUCCAAAAACACUCCCAAAGGAAGGAUUACAAGAUAGUGGGGAUGGAGCUAAAAAUGGCAAAGAGAAGAAGCACAGAAAAAAGGCCAAGGGGGAAAACCGAGGAAUCACUAAAGAUUUCUUUCUGUUCAUGAAGAGCCUCUCCUGCAAUCCGAUUUACAUGCUUUUCAUCCUUGUAAGUGUAAUUCAAGUCAAUGCAUUUAUCAGUUCAUUUACCUUCAUGCCUAAGUAUCUGGAACAGCAAUAUGGAAAAUCUACUGCUGAGAUAGUCUUCCUCAUGGGUCUUUAUAUGUUACCUCCAAUAUGCCUUGGAUAUUUAAUUGGUGGUUUGAUUAUGAAGAAGUUCAAGAUUACUGUGAAGAAAGCUGCAUACAUAGGAUUCUGGCUAGCCCUGUCAGAGUACCUUCUGUCUUUUGUUAGCUAUAUGUUGACCUGUGAUAAUUUCCCAGUUGCUGGAUUAACUACCUCUUAUGAAGGAGUUCAUCACUCUCUGUAUGUGGAAAAUGAGGUCCUUGCUGACUGCAACACAAGGUGUAGCUGCGUAACAAACACAUGGGAUCCAGUGUGUGGAGACAAUGGCCUAGCAUACAUGUCAGCCUGCCUUGCAGGCUGUGAGAAGUCUGUUGGAACUGGAACCCACAUGGUGUUUCAAAAUUGCAGCUGCAUUUGGUCAUCAGGAAACUCAUCUGCAGUCCUGGGGCUGUGUAACAAGGGUCCUGAGUGUGCUAACAAGCUGCAGUACUUUUUAAUCAUAUCAAUAAUUGGAUGUUUCAUCUUCUCACUGGGAGCUAUACCUGGGUACAUGGUUCUUUUGAGGUGUAUGAAGUCUGAAGAAAAGUCACUUGGAGUUGGAUUACAUGCAUUUUGCAUGAGAAUAUUAGCUGGCAUUCCUGCACCUAUUUACUUUGGUGCUUUGAUAGACAGAACCUGUUUACAUUGGGGAACUCUGAAAUGUGGUGAGCCAGGGGCCUGUAGGAUGUAUGAUAUAAACAGCUUCAGGCGCAUUUACCUUGGGUUGCCUGCAGCACUGAGAGGAUCAAGCUUUCUCCCUGCCGUCUUCAUUCUAAUACUUAUGAGGAAAUUCCAAUUUCCUGGGGAAAUUGACUCUUCAGAAACUGAACUUGCAGAGAUGAAGCUCACAGUGAAGGAAAGUGAGUGUACAGAUGUGCACAGAAGUCCUAAGUUUGAGAAUGAUGGAGAACUGAAAGCUAAGCUGUAAUGAAUUUUCUACUGACCUGUACAAGGCCAUAAACAGAGUGUACAUUUCAAUAGUUUUGAAUUAUGAGUAGAAUAGGAACUCUUAUCUUAUUCUUAAGGCCUUCAAAAUUACUUUACUCAUGAUAAAAUUAGAUAGAUAGAUAGAUAGAUAGAUAGAUAGAUAGAUAGAUAGAUAGAUGAUAGCAUUUUCAAAAGGUUGGUGUAGCUCUUAAGAUAUUCCCAGGGAGAACUUCUAUAGUGACCCCCACUCUUAACCUUAAAGCUGCUUUCAUUUUUAAACAGCAUGUUCUCUUUUACCUCAGUCAAGGGAAAUGAAUAUUUCCUACAUAUCUUCAAAUAUCUUUGAAACUUUUCUAUUGCAGAAAUACUAUAUUUAGUUAUUUAGUUAUAUCUUGAUGCUGGAGGUAUUUAGAGUGCAAAAUGUGCAUUUUGGUUAAGCCACAAUGAAAUAAUUUGUUUUGAUUUAUCCUCUGUGUGUGCAAGAUCUCUGCAUUUCUUGUUAUGUAUGUAGGGGUGCUAACUCUCUGUUUUACUCUAGUCAAGACUUCUGAGUUUAGAUUGUUCAUAGUGUGCCAUCUCCUGUUUUCAGUCCCUUCUAUCAUUACUCCUGUCACACAGUUGGUCAUUUCGUUUACAUCACUGAAAACUUUAAUCAGGUUGUUAAAAAUCAUAUAGCAAAGAUGAUUGGAAUUUUUUCCCCUAGCAAUUCAAAGUUUGUCUUAAAAUCAAGAAUGGAAGAAAACUAGUCCUUUAUAAAGCUCCUUGUAGAGAUGGGAUGUAUCUCAGUGGAAUAGUGAUUGUUAAUACAUUUGAGGCCCUGGGUUCAACCACAAGGUAGGGUAAAUAGAUAAAGUAAUAAAAAUAAUUUAAGUUUAAAUGUAAUACCAGAUAUUCUGAAAAGGCUAAUUCUCAUUAAAUUCACAUUAAAAACAAAAUCUAGUUAUAUGGUUGUUUGAAUGAUAAAUAUCCUUUCUAGGCACAGGCAUUUGGAUAUUUGGUUUCUAGUUAACAACUCUGCUUAGGGAAGAUUGGACAUUCAUCUUUAAUACAGGAGAGUUCAAAGCCUAAACCUACUUCCAGUAUAGCCUCUGCUUUGUAGUUAGGAUGGUGAUGUGAAAUCUCAGCUUCCUGCUCCAGUCACCUUGCCUGAUGCUUGCUGCCAUCCCUUCGUGCCAUGAGAGAUUUCAAUCCAUUUGGUUUCAUAAGUCAAAAUAAAUCCCUUUUUAUAUGUGUUA
This is a messenger RNA of Arvicanthis niloticus (Nile rat), 3438 nucleotides long. RefSeq names its product solute carrier organic anion transporter family member 1A4. NCBI's taxonomy places the organism in Eukaryota, Metazoa, Chordata, Mammalia, Rodentia, Muridae. Gene Ontology annotation, molecular function: bile acid transmembrane transporter activity; protein binding. The record is from RefSeq and is a predicted model, not a curated record. Gene Ontology annotation, cellular component: basolateral plasma membrane. Gene Ontology annotation, biological process: transmembrane transport; bile acid and bile salt transport; sodium-independent organic anion transport.